AUGGACGAUUCUGAUACAUUGGAAGACACUAUUGAUGCACACGACGCCAAAGUCGAUGAUCUUGAUCGAGGAUCUCGUUCGUUUGCUCUUUCAACAAGUACAAAUGUAUCAAUGAGCAUGGUUUAUGCAUCAAUAGCAGUUAGCAUCAACAAAGCAAGACUUGACAGUAUUAUCCGUGGGAAGCUAAACAAAAUUAAGAGUAUUAGUAAUUUCUCAUUAAGGAAACAAAAGGAUAGAAACAAAACCCUUCUUCCACCAACUUGCAGCCACCGAGAAACAAAACCCUUCCCUUCAGCGCGCAUUCAAUCAACGGUAUUGCCGCCACCGAGCUCUCCGUUUGCCGUUGACCACCACUUCAAAUCACAGCUCAUUGAAAUCCCUAACAUCUCAUUUCAAUGGUAUCCUAUAGGAAAUGCAGAUCAAUCAGUUCACCUUGUGGCUGGUGAAGGUCUAGAGGCAUAUCUUCCAUUAGCCGAUAUGGUUGAUAUUUCUGCAGAAGUUCAACGUAUUUCAAAGCACCUUUCGAAGAUGCAGAAGGAGUAUGAAGGAUUCAUAGCUAAACUCAAUUCUCCAAAAUUUGUAGAGAAGGCCCCAGAUCUGUACAUAACAUUGACUAAUCUGUGCAUAACAUUGACUAAAAAUUUAUGAGUGUCCAACUUGGAUGGGAGAAACUGUUUGGAAUGAUCUUGAGAAGAUAUGGAUGGAUCCGUCGUAUAAGGAGAUAUCAAAUCGAGCUAAGAAAAAUCGUGCUUCUUCUAAAGGAGGAGCUGUCCAUACAGGUGGAUCUAUAUCCAUUGCUGAACAUAUCAUUCAGAUGGCUGAAGAGUUAGGUAGAGACCCCACAUUGGAUGAGGUCUUUUUAAAAACUCACACUAAGAAGAAGGACAACUCUUGGGUUGAUGAAAGAGCAAAAAAAAAAAAAAAACAUAUGAAACAUUUCAAGGUAAGUUGCAACAAGCCUCCAAAGGUGGGGAAGCAUCUAGUAGUUGUAGCCAAGUGGUUAAUGCGGAAGCUCGCUUAGACAUGUGGGUCCAAUCUGUUGGGGGGAAGAAUAAAGGGAGGAUCUAUGGUGUUGGAGAUAGAUCCUCGCUUUAUAGACCAGGUGUUGCAAGUCUAGUUCCAGAUUCUCGUCCAUCUAGAUGUUGCGCCAAUUUCUUGUCUCAACCAUCUAACGAGAUAGCUGCACAGAUAGUAGCAUUUGAGGAGCGAGCAAAAGUGGCAGAAAACGAGGCACGAGAGGCACAAGAGGAGCUAAGGAAAGUAGAGCAACGUCGACAAGAGGAAGUUCAACAAACAGAGCAACACACUACAGAGCUAUAGAUGCAGCUAGCAACAUUGGCAAAACGUGUUGCUUCCAUACAGGCCGAGUCAUCUCGUCGUCGUCGUCAUCCAGAUUAUGACGAGGAUGAGUCUAGCGAUGAUGACGACGAGGAGUAAUACUGGUUUUAGUGUUAGUUUCGUUUAGUAGUUCUGACUACAUAUUUUGUUUAGACUUGUAGGAAUUAUCUAUAUAUAUUCCUACGAUAAUGUCGUUAUGUGUAUUUUGAAACUUAUUGCAGUAACAAUGUGCUUAUUUUGAGACUUAUGGAAGUCAGGAUGUGUAUUUUGAAAACACUAUUUACAUAA
This is a messenger RNA of Cicer arietinum (chickpea), 1626 nucleotides long. NCBI's taxonomy places the organism in Eukaryota, Viridiplantae, Streptophyta, Magnoliopsida, Fabales, Fabaceae. The record is from RefSeq and is a predicted model, not a curated record.